GUGGGUUACGUUGGACGGAAAUGCGGGAGUAGGUGGGCGGUUUUUGCUGGGUUUAUAAGUAUCCUCGAGGGGGAGGAAGCCGUUUCUUUUUCUUCAUCCACUCCUCCCUCUCCAUUCUCUGGACCAAACUCUCUGAGAUCGAGCUCGAUCCAAGGGGAUCUCGUUCUCUCUUGUAUGGCAGCCAAUUCUAAGGGGCGAGUGCUCGCGGGCAGCUUCGGGAAGCGACUCGUGAACCAGAUCUGGGCGGCCGGUUCUCGGGAUCCACCUCCCUUCCCCUACUCCACUGCCUCGGCUUCUAGGAGGGGCGUGCACGUGUCAACGUACGACAAGAACGUGGACGAUCAGGUGCGGCCAAGCAACGUGCCGGACGAUGUGAUCGCGGCGCAGUCGGACAAGUACUGGGGCCCGCAUCCUAAGACCGGCGUGUUCGGGCCCGCCGACCAGAACUCCGCCCCCGGCGGGGAUCCCACCGCGCCGGCCGGGAAUGGUCCCUCGGUGCUGGAUCAGAAGGCCUGGUUCCGCCCCCUCGAGGACGUCGACAAGCCUCCCCACACCUGAGCCCGUCAACGGGCCGAAGCUGGAGAAGACGAACAUCGAGCACUUGGUGGGCUCUUACUUCCGGUUCGUGUUCCUCCCGUAGAAGUACCGAAAUAAAAGCAUAUCUAGUAAAUGAUAAGCGCGCGUUGUUUACAUGUACUGGACCUAUCGUAUUUAUGCUUUGGAAGGAUGACGGUGAUGCUGAUUGACGUAUUUCGAUGUACAAUCUUGCUACCAUAUUUCGGAAAAGUUGUGAUUUCCUGCUGCA
This is a messenger RNA of Elaeis guineensis (African oil palm), 805 nucleotides long. RefSeq names its product late embryogenesis abundant protein At5g17165. The record is from RefSeq and is a predicted model, not a curated record. NCBI's taxonomy places the organism in Eukaryota, Viridiplantae, Streptophyta, Magnoliopsida, Arecales, Arecaceae.